AUGACUGAAGUCCGCCUUUUGCCGGACGUUCACACUGGUGUGCAUACAUGUAUGUGUAUGUGUGCAUGUCGUACGUACGUGCGUGGAUUUGUCUUGUGCGUUGGCAUUCGUUCUGAUAACGUUGAGGAGCUGUGCAGAGAGAAGAAGGUUGUCGACGCUGUUUUAAAGCAAAUCCAGUCGUAUCUGUCAGGAAAGCUACAAAGAGUGGAGAUUCCAAAAAAAAUCUACCUGUGCGCUGAGCAGUGGACCUCAGCAAGCGGUAUGGUCACUGAAGCGCUUAAACUCAAGCGAAUGACUAUAGAAAAAGCAUUUCGAAAGCAGAUUGAUGAAAUGUGCAGUUGA
Messenger RNA from Necator americanus (New World hookworm), 342 nucleotides. RefSeq lists its product as uncharacterized. Gene Ontology annotation, molecular function: long-chain fatty acid-CoA ligase activity. Bases 1 to 342 code for a protein of 113 amino acids. The transcript is spliced from 3 exons. NCBI's taxonomy places the organism in Eukaryota, Metazoa, Nematoda, Chromadorea, Rhabditida, Ancylostomatidae. The record is from RefSeq and is a predicted model, not a curated record. Gene Ontology annotation, biological process: neuron differentiation; long-chain fatty acid metabolic process; long-chain fatty-acyl-CoA metabolic process. Gene Ontology annotation, cellular component: endoplasmic reticulum; plasma membrane; lipid droplet.